Sporisorium graminicola is the source of this 3120-nucleotide messenger RNA. RefSeq lists its product as uncharacterized. NCBI's taxonomy places the organism in Eukaryota, Fungi, Basidiomycota, Ustilaginomycetes, Ustilaginales, Ustilaginaceae. The record is from RefSeq and is a predicted model, not a curated record. The transcript has a single exon. Bases 1 to 3120 code for a protein of 1039 amino acids.
AUGGCUUCCUCUCACGACUCUGCUGCGCCACCGGAUGUGACUCCGCCUGUUGACGAAGCCAAUGACGCAGCUCGAGCUUCUCAGGAAGCUUCUCACGUCUCAGAUCACACCGAACAAGCCGACCUGGACACAGAAGACAGGCAAGAUGCCGAAGUCAUCGCUUUAUCUGGAUCGGCAGAAGCGACAUUGACAGCGGACAAGCCACCACCAGAGAUAGCAACACAGUCGGAUCAGAGCACUCGUAUCGAGCUCGAGUCAGAGCAGGAAGAACUGCAAUUGGCAUCCGACGCCAGCGAAGACGACGGUGACAUCUCGCUCGUUACCUCGCCAAAAGUCGAUCAAAAUGCGUCAGCCGGCGCCACUCCCUCCGCCUUCCAUCGUCGAAUCGACUCUGUGCCUCCUCAAAAGUACAACGUCAGCUCUGAUCCCGCAAAUGGGCUAUCGAAUGCCUUCGCCUCUACCUCGCUACAAGCAUCCCUGGAGGAGGAGGACGAAGCAGACAUCUCCAUACAGCAGCACGAACACGAUGCCGAUAUCGACUUUGGCCCAAGAUCAUCUCCAGCUUAUCGUUCCUUUGGACAUGUCGACGAGCUAGAGUCGCAUCCUGGUCCUACAACCAUCGACAAGGCGGAUCUCAAAUUUGUCGACAUCGCACUAGACGCACCCGAGCAAGAUGCUUCCAUCGGCGCAAACAUGCUGGAACCUACGAAUCCGUUGGCAGGUUCGGCAAGAACUGCGGAGCAGAUCCGACGAGAUAGCGUGUGCAGUCAAAGUGUUCAGCCCAGCGCUACUACAGCUGAUGCUGAACAGGAUGCGGUACUGGCUGCUAGUGCAUAUCUUUCCAAGCACGGGGCCAGCCCGCCUCUGAGCCCGGAUCACGGCGACGCGAGCGGCUGCCGCAGCGUGGAAGGUCGCUAUCGAGGCCGCAGAAGUGUGGCCACGAGCAGAGCGGCCAGUCCUGCACCUUCCCCCUCUCCGAGCCCAAGAACGUCACGGCGUGCAUCAAUGACUCUAUCACAGGAGCCAAUUCAUCAUUCUCCAUCCAGUUCUGCAACACCCGAAAGUAGACCUCCGGCUCCAGACGCACCGGCGCCAACUCUGUUAGCCUCAGACGAGCACGGAAACAUCUGCAUCGUAUCGGAAAUUCCGGUCAGCCCUCGGACUGUUCCUGAAGGGGGCCGUCCGCUCCCUUCCGAGCCUCAGCAACCUAACUCAGGAAUCACAUCCUCGGAUAACGCAUCCGCACACAAGACAGCAGCACCAGCAGAAUUACGAGCAAUUCAGUCCACCAACAAAGUGGCCACCUCCUUGUCCGACGAAGUGUCAGCCGCCGAUGCUGUAGAGGGACCUCAAGCUCUCGAAGCAGUCCUACGCGACACCAUUACCGCCUCACCCAUCGCACCAGCAAACGGCGACAGCUCCUAUCACUCAACAACGCUCAACCCCGGUCUCUCUGACAAGGCAGAUCAAGUCGACUCCAAGACCCGACGCAAGUCAUCCUCUGCAAGCGCCGGUCCAGUCGAAUCGCGAACACGCAUGACCACCCUACCAGCAAAACCAAAGACGGAAGAGAUCAAGCACCGCGCGGACUUUGAACGCAUGAUGAUGGCCGCUAAAGACGCAGAGCGGAAGCGGCGCGAAGAGGAAGAGGAACGCAAGCGUCGGCGUCAGGAUGAGCAACGCGAGGCCUUGGCUCGGUGGGAUAAGGAGAUCUUGCCGUCUUGGUCUCGAGCGCGCAAAGAUCCAGAGCUGGAGCAGCUGUGGUGGCAAGGCGCUCCACCGAGCAUCCGUGGCCGUGUCUGGGCGUUGGCGAUUGGUAAUCCGCUGAUGCUACCUCGAAACCUGCUCGAGCAGUCGGAGAAGAAGGCGGCGGGCAGCAGCAACCAGCCGAUCGAGGCUGCGAUUCCGCCUCGCGUCCUCGAUCAGAUCGACCAAGACGUCGAGGACACGCUGCCAAGCUUGAAAUUGUUUCAGACAAGUGGGCCAUUGCACGAAGAUCUCGUUCGACUGUGUCGAGCAUUCGUUCUGGUGCGUAUGGAACAAGUUUCCGAGCUCGAUGUAGCGGGCGACGCCAACCGGAAUGCCAGCCGACAUCAGCACGCUAGCCCCUUGUCACCCAAGAGCCCGCUUCUCACCGACGAAGACGAUAACUACGAACCCGACGAGCAAGAAGCGGAUCCACAGGACGAGUAUUUGAGACGAGGCAUCGACAUCUACCAGCCCGGCUUGGCCAGCCUAGCCGCCGUACUGCUUAUCAACAUGUCGAUCAACACGGCGUUUAUCGCGCUCCUCAACCUGCUCCACUCAAAACCCUGGUUGAAGGCGCUCUACUCCUUGCUGCCUAGCAUCGUCCCACCUGCGUCAGGCACGAGUCCUGCAUCGGUGCAACGAGCCAGAUUUGCAUCCUCCGCGACUCGCAAAAAUCCAGGCAGCGCCUACACCCUCCCACCCAAGGACAAGGCAAUCCGCGGCUUCGAACGCGUCUUCGAAACGCUACUCGCCGACCAGAUGCCCAAAGUGUACGCGAACCUCUUGGCUCACAAUGUGAAGCUCUACCGCGUCGUUCUACGCGAUUGGGUGACGACGCUGUGGACGGGAUGGUUGGACGUGGAUACUGUAAUGCGGUUGUGGGAUGUCGUCUUGCUGGACGAGACGGAUUCGAUGAUCUACCGCGCGUGUCUGGCGUUGGUGCAAAUGCUGGAGUCUCGGCUGUACGUGCCGGAUCAAGGCGAGUUGGAGUCGGUGCUCAAGGGGACAAAUAGGGCAGCCCUUGCGAUUUGGAGGAGAGAUAAGCAGAUGAGAGGCGAGCUGGAAGUGCAUGCACACCAUGCGUUGAAUGCUCCCCGACACAGUCGGUCUUCGAUCUCGUCAAGCGCACCGGAACCAAGGGGCACAUACACCUCUUCCACGACCUCUCCCUCGACUCAGAGCGAAGGUUCCACUCUCGCCGUUCAGUCAGACACCACCGAACCCGACCCCGACGCUAUCUUGCCGCGAGACUACAUCUACGAGCAAUACGCCAUCCAGGAGCAGCACGUGUUCUCGACGCUAGAGGCGCAAAAGAGCUGGUGGAAGCAGUCGACGCUGCAGCGUUUGCUGGAUCGAGAAUUGUCGGAAUAG